AAAAAAAUUGGAAAAUACUACUAGAAGGAUAUUUUAGAAAGAAGACAAAUAAAUCGAAAUAAUACUAACCGCUCAUUCGUCACCUGAAAAAAAAACCCCUUCCCCUUCAUUUUUAACACCUCCUUUUCUCUUACAACACUUCUGUACUUACAUUCUUCACAACUCACUCUCUCCUCUCUCUCUCACUGCCAAUGGAGUCACGUGUAUUGACUAGUGGCGCCACCGUGAACAAAGCCAUUUGUGGUGGCCUCCCACUUCUUCGUAAGCCUGCGGCAGUGAACUACUUUAUUACUGCUGGGGGCGCUAGCAGCAACAACAGAAGAACACUUUCUCCUGCUGCUGCUACAGCUAAACCAGUCGGACCACUUAUUGCCAGUCCCAACUUAAUCUGGGGACGGCAAUUACGUCCGGCUAUACUUCUAGAAUCUUCUCCAAAGAGGGAAUCUAUUAAGCCGUGUUACACCGCAGCUUCGUCGCCUGCUGAAGGCAGUGAUUCCGGGGAUGCUAAAGUCGGGUUUUUCAACAAAGCGACCUUGACUACCGGUUUUUUCUUCUUCAUGUGGUAUUUUCUGAAUGUGAUAUUCAACAUCCUCAACAAGAAGAUCUACAAUUACUUCCCUUAUCCUUAUUUUGUUUCUGUUAUACAUUUGGCUGUUGGAGUGGUAUAUUGUUUGCUUAGCUGGAUUGUAGGCCUCCCAAAAAGAGCUCCAAUUGAUUCAACACAACUGAAGCUGCUCACCCCUGUUGCCUUCUGUCACGCGCUUGGCCAUGUUACCAGCAAUGUCUCGUUUGCUGCAGUUGCUGUCUCAUUCACUCACACAAUCAAAGCUCUGGAGCCUUUCUUCAAUGCUGCUGCAUCUCAGUUCAUACUUGGGCAACAGAUACCUUUAGCACUAUGGCUGUCACUUGCUCCUGUUGUCAUUGGUGUGUCGAUGGCUUCAUUGACUGAGCUGUCUUUCAAUUGGUUGGGGUUCACUAGUGCUAUGAUUUCUAACAUCUCCUUCACAUACAGGAGUAUAUACUCGAAGAAAGCUAUGACUGAUAUGGAUAGUACUAACGUGUAUGCCUACAUAUCCAUCAUUGCCCUUAUCUUUUGUCUCCCGCCUGCCAUUCUGCUUGAGGGACCUCAAUUGCUCCAACAUGGUUUCAACGAUGCCAUUGCUAAAGUUGGUCUAACAAAAUUCGUAACUGAUCUCUUUUGGGUCGGAAUGUUUUAUCACCUCUACAAUCAGGUAGCCACAAACACCCUUGAGAGGGUGGCACCUCUAACACAUGCGGUUGGAAAUGUGUUGAAACGAGUGUUUGUGAUUGGAUUCUCAAUUGUUGUCUUUGGCAAUAAAAUUUCAACACAGACCGGUAUUGGAACCUGCAUUGCAAUUGCUGGAGUUGCAAUCUACUCUUUCAUUAAGGCCAAGAUGGAGGAAGAGAAAAGGCAAAAGAAAGCAGCCUGAAAAUGAAAGGGAAGAAGGUUGUAAUGGACUCUCUGUUCGAUUUCACUAUUUUCUCCUGUCCAAAAUAAAGAUUGGAAAAGGAAACCUCUACUUUUCUUGGAGUUCUGUAGUUUAGUUUGGAGUCAAAUUAUUUUGAUUCAAAGGUCAAUUGCCGGCUAAUUCUAUAUACUUGUGAUUAUUGUAAUAAUAAUGUACCACUUCUGUAUUUCAUUUCAUGUUAAUACACCAUUUUCUCUUGAACAAGCCUA
This is a messenger RNA of Capsicum annuum, 1699 nucleotides long. Its product is annotated as triose phosphate/phosphate translocator, chloroplastic. The record is from RefSeq and is a predicted model, not a curated record. Gene Ontology annotation, molecular function: antiporter activity. Gene Ontology annotation, cellular component: Golgi apparatus; membrane. Gene Ontology annotation, biological process: transmembrane transport. NCBI's taxonomy places the organism in Eukaryota, Viridiplantae, Streptophyta, Magnoliopsida, Solanales, Solanaceae. Bases 192 to 1451 code for a protein of 419 amino acids. The transcript has 12 exons.